Oncorhynchus masou masou (cherry salmon) is the source of this 3410-nucleotide messenger RNA. It is a transcript of the gene il15ra, whose product is annotated as interleukin 15 receptor subunit alpha. The transcript is spliced from 8 exons. Gene Ontology annotation, biological process: interleukin-15-mediated signaling pathway. The coding region runs from base 183 to 956 and encodes 257 amino acids. Gene Ontology annotation, molecular function: interleukin-15 receptor activity. The record is from RefSeq and is a predicted model, not a curated record. NCBI's taxonomy places the organism in Eukaryota, Metazoa, Chordata, Actinopteri, Salmoniformes, Salmonidae.
AUGAAAGUGAAAGUGCCAAAGUGGGAGCUACACAUGUAAUGUGGAUGAAAGGUUUGCGGCGUUAACACAGACCAUAUCAAACGUUCGGAGUGGCAUAUUAUUUUCCUGUGACUUAGUUCAUCAUCAAAGAGACUUGAAAGUGAGUCCUUUAUUUAAACAUUGGAAUAGCAGGCUCCAGGGACAUGCGGCUGCGUCUCCUUUCCCUCCUUCUUAUCUUCAAAGUUUGUCGACUCAAUACUGUCAGUCCAGACGUGUGCCCACCCCUGUCUCAUUGGAAGCUCACCAAGCCCCUGAACACGAGGGAUAGUUAUCAAGAAAACGAAUCUCUGCGCUACCAGUGUGUGGAUGGCUAUGUGAGGAAGGCGGGAACCUCCAAUCUCAUCAAGUGCAAACGGAUUGGUCAGGUUCUUCAGUGGACACUCCCAACACUGACAUGCAUACCUGACCCAUCCAUUCCAACUACGAUAGAACCUUCAACAACCCACAAGACAACUCAAUUUCCUACAACGCCCCUCUCAGUGCCCACAGAGAGAGUUAGCCCAAGACCAACCACUCUCAGUUCACUUUUAUCUCAAACACUGCAAUCUGUCACAGAGACCCAAGAGGUCAUUACUACGGUUACAGUGACAACCACCAUCAUCAGUGACAUCGCAUCAGUGCCAGUGGAUAAGUCCAGUGCGGUGACCUCUGUCUCCACGAAGACUGUUUCUCCAUCAGAGAGUUACUGUGUGACCAACACAGCCCCAACCUCCAGUAAAAAUCCAGGUGACGAUGGAAGCACUGGGAAGAGUUCUGCUACAGCCAUAUAUGCGGUCCUAAGUGUAGGUGGUGUGAUAGUAACCAUCUUGCUGGUUGCAGUGUUUGGAGUACUAAUGUUUUGGAGAAGGAAACGGAUGCAGCGGUUUGAUCUGUCGCCAACACCAGACGAAAUCGUGCAAAUGAAUGUUGUAACAUGAGCCACACUCCUUAGUGCCCUGACGGACAACCAGCAGCCACUUAGAAAAGACAAAAGGUGCAUCAGUCUGAUGGUGGAGGAACAACGACCUUGGAUUGGACAAGAACUGGACCAAAAAUUACAGUGGCUUGGACCUGAGUGUCCUCGUGUGGAAAAUUAAAAUAUCAAAAGCACCACCCAAAUUGAUUAAUUUAAGACAUAUUGAUUUAUUUAAUUGAUUGAUUAAUAUCCUUAAACUGGCAAAGAUUCUAACUAAUCACAACAGCCCAAAAUCCAUGGGAUUACUUUCUCACUGAAUUCACAAAAGGUAUGUGAUAAACAUGCAACUUUGGAGAACAGCGAACGACUAACCGGUGCCUGUAAUAUAGCCUCGCUACUGUAUAUAGCCUUGCUACUGUAUAUAGCCUUGCUACUGUUAUUAUUCACUGUAUUUUUACUGUUGUUUUUUAUUUCCUUACUUACUCCCAGUUAGAUAGCAUAUGUUCCUUUUUUCAAAAAUUUUUGUCGGCGAAAUAGCUCCAUUUGUUCUUCACGUUUGGCUGAGAAAUCGCCCGGAAAUUGUAGUCACGAAAACGGCGAAAAAUAUUCCAAAUUAGCUCCAUAAUAUCGAAAGAAACAUGGCAAACGUUGUUUAUAAUCAAUCCUCAAGGUGUUUUUCAAAUAUCUAUUCAAUAAUAUAUCCAUCGGGACAAUUCGUUUUUCAGUAGGACCGAUUGGAGUAAUGGCUACCUCUGUAUUUUACGCGAGAAUCUCUCUGGCAGCAUCAGGUGACCACUUGCGCAAUGUAGCCGCUUACGGGUAUUCUUCAACAUAAAUGCGUAAAACUACGUCACAAUGCUGUAGACACCUUCGGGAAUACGGAGAAAGAGUAAUCUGGUUGAUAGCCCAUUCCCUGAUCAAUAGGGACUCAUUGGAACGCAGCGCUUUGAAAACAUGAGGCACUUCCGGAUUGGAUUUUUCUCAGGCUUUCACCUGCAACAUCAGUUCUGUUAUACUCACAGACAAUAUUUUUACAGUUUUGGAAACUUUAGUGUUUUCUAUCCUAAGCUGUCAAUUAUAUGCAUAUUCUAGCAUCUUGUCCUGAGAAAAUAUCCCGUUUACUAAGGAACGUUUUUUUCCCAAAAAUGAAAAUACUGCCCCUUGUCACAACAGGUUAUAAAGAGCCUUCACCUUCCCUGGGUUAGCUCUAACUUAAUACAGUUGUUCAGAGAAAGGGGUAUAAAGCCUGGGCAAAGUACAGUAGACAAAAUGGUCACCAAAGAUCCAACUGAUUUGGAGUCCUAUAGAAAAUUAUGACAUUUUCGUGUGACUAUCGGCUUACGUCGAUUCCGGAGCAAACGAUUCCGGAGCAAACAUCAAUUAUUCCGGAGCUAGCCAGCUGAAGGGUUCCAUCAGUCACUCCUGGGCAACAAUCACCUAAAGCUAGAAAAGCCUCCUAUAUGGAUAGUCUUACAAAAAAUUAAAAACAAAAAUCCACAGCAGUUCUGGAAAUACACAAAUUACCUUUGAAAUAAUCUGGCUUUAGACACAACCAUUCUACCACCUACAGCGUUAUUGAUAUUUACUAAUGAUUUAUAUUCUUAAUCUGACCAAGGCCAACUAACAGGUGCCAUCAUUGAUUUAGUUGAGAAUUCUAUUUUACUAGCAAAACGUUAACAUUGGUUUCACUAACAGAUCACUAAACUGGUUCCAUGCAUAUUUUAGCAUUAGAAAACAAUGUGUUUUCAUAGACGGACACAAAUCACAACUUCUUGGACUCAGUAGAGGAGUACAUCAAUCUCUAUAGUCAUAAAUGAAUUGCCUCUAAUUUGUCAGGAUACACAAGAUCACUUAUACGCUGAUGAUACAUCCAGUUCAAAUAAUUUACAGAUACAAGCAACUCCAAAAAUAUUUGAACACUUUACAAAAAUGGUUUCUAACAAAUAAUUUGGUUUUAAAUCAAACAAAGUCCUAUAUCAUACUGUGUUAUUGACUUGUUUAUUGUUUACUCCAUGUGUAAUUCUGUGUUGUUGUCUGUUCACACUGCUAUGCUUUAUCUUGGCCAGGUCGCAGUUGUAAAUGAGAACUUGUUCUCAACUAGCCUACCUGGUUAAAUAAAGGUGAAAUGAAAUAAAAAAUGCUGUUUGGUAUGACACAGAAUGAACUCCAUAGCUGGACAUUUCAAAAUUCAUUGAAGUGAUGGAACAAUGCUUGAAAGUGUUGAUUGUUUGUUUGAAAUAUCUGGGUUUGAGGAUAGAUUCUAAAUGAUCUUUUGGAAAGCAUAUUGAUUAUAUUAGAAAACAAUUGACUACAGUGCAUUCGGAAAGUAUUCAGACCCUUAACUUUUCGAACAUUUUGUUACAGCCUUAUUCUAAAAUCGUUUAAAAUAAUUGUUUUCCCUUAUCAAACGAGGCAAAACCAGGUUUAGACAUGUUUGCAAAUGUAUUACCAAUAAAGAACUGAAAUAUCACAUUUA